GAUCUUCGUAAACACAUUACAUAAACCUUAAAUCAUGGACACCUUACUAGUAUCUACAGCACCUAUAGAAAUACUAUUAAAGAUUAUAUUUCAGCAGUAUCUGAACAAAUCCUAUUGUUUAAAUGUGGUUUCUGAAAAUCAAUUGGACGUUAAUAUGUUAACAGGAUCCAUCACCUACAUGAAUAUAAACCAGACUCAAAAUCUAGUUGAUCCGAUUCUGACUGUAUCAGAAAUGGGUUGCUCAGAUUACAUUGUACAAAUGUCCAACCCACAGAAGUUUAUCUCGGCCUUUGAAAAAGUAAACCGUUUGGGAAAUAUUCGCAGAGGAAAUAAAAUUCUGUUAUUCCUGCCGAUGGAUAAAGAAAGCGAUCCAAAAGUCUUUCUAGAUCUUCUCUUAUUAAAAGAAAUUGCAUUGGUCGCCAAUUUGCUUCUCAUAAUCCCAGCCAAUUCAACGGAAAAUUGUGAAUCAUAUGACAUUGUAACUCACAAGUUUGUGGGGGCAGAUGCUCAGGCCAACGAUCCUCUAUACCUGGACUCCUGGGACGCCUGCACUCAGCAGCUGAAAACCCACAAGAACCUGUUUCCCCAUGACAUCUCCAAUAUGCACGGAAAGACCCUAAAAUUAGCGACAUUUACUUACAAGCCUUAUGUUGUACUUGAUCUCGAUAACACUACCGUGCCAGGAGGCUACGAUGGGCUUGAAAUGAGGGUUAUGGCUGAGUUUUGUCGGUGGGUGAAUUGCACGUUGCAGAUAAUUCGGGAUGACGAAAACGAGUGGGGUGAUAUUUUUGAGGAUGGGACAGGAAACGGCAUCUUAGGCAACGUUGUAGAAGAUCGGGCAGAUUUCGGAAUAGGUGCUCUUUACUCCUGGCACGACUCUUACGUCCAUUUAGAUUUUUCUGCUUCACUUGUAAGAAGCGGUAUCACAUGUGUUGCACCGGCGCCAAGGAUCAUAGCAAGCUGGGAGCUGCCGCUGAUGGCGUUCAGCUGGCCGCUGUGGGGCACGGUGGCGGGCACGUUCGUGUACGCCGCCGCCGCCCUGUACCUGGCUAGUGGCUGCUCCUCCGACAAGGUGCUACUGACUACCUUCGGGAUGAUGGUCACGCAGUCUCAACCCGAAUCUGGCGUGGACUGGCGCACGCGCAGCAUCACGGGCUGGCUCCUAGUGACUGGUCUCCUGGUAGACAACGCGUACGGCGGCGGGCUGGCGGCCGCCUUCACCGUGCCCAAGUACCAGGGCGCCGUGGACACGGUCCAGGAUAUGCUGGACACGAGGCUCGAGUGGGGCGCGACGCAUAAUGCGUGGAUCUUCUCUAUUCAGUCGUCGCAAGAUCCAAGAAUAAUCCAGUUGGUGAGUCAGUUUAAAACAAUGGAAGAAGAGAAAUUAAAAAGAAACAGCUUUUUGAGAACCAUGGCGCUAAGCAUUGAAAAGCUCCCGGCUGGUUUCUUUGCGAUCGCGGAGUACAUCACCAAGGAGGCCAUGGUGAACAUGCAGCUCAUGGUCGAGGACAUCUACUAUGAGUACACAGUUGCCAUGGCGAGGAAGAACUCUCAGUAUGUGGACAAGCUGACGCAGCUGGCGGGGCGCCUGCACGAGGCUGGCCUGCUGCAGGCCUGGGAGACGCAGGUAGUGAUAAACUAUGUAGAUUUCAAAGUGCAACUAGGAGUGAAAUUUUCUAGACGGAAAAAAGAAGCGGAUAUUAAAAGUUUAGAUCUAAACCAUAUUGCGGGAAUAUUUUCACUUUACAUUAUAGGCACCGCUUUAUCCAUCCUACUGUUCAUGAUAGAAAUAUUUGUAGGAAGAAAAGCCAAAAAGGCUAAGCGAAUUGUGGAAUAAAAUUCAGGUUCUAAAAAU
Messenger RNA from Plutella xylostella (diamondback moth), 1855 nucleotides. RefSeq names its product glutamate receptor ionotropic, delta-2. Gene Ontology annotation, molecular function: ligand-gated monoatomic ion channel activity. Gene Ontology annotation, cellular component: membrane. The record is from RefSeq and is a predicted model, not a curated record. Lineage: Eukaryota; Metazoa; Arthropoda; Insecta; Lepidoptera; Plutellidae.